Triplophysa rosa is the source of this 12007-nucleotide messenger RNA. RefSeq names its product sodium channel, voltage gated, type V-like, alpha b (gene scn5lab). Gene Ontology annotation, molecular function: voltage-gated sodium channel activity; protein binding. Lineage: Eukaryota; Metazoa; Chordata; Actinopteri; Cypriniformes; Nemacheilidae. The record is from RefSeq and is a predicted model, not a curated record. Gene Ontology annotation, biological process: neuronal action potential; sodium ion transmembrane transport; membrane depolarization during action potential. The transcript is spliced from 27 exons. Bases 542 to 6358 code for a protein of 1938 amino acids. Gene Ontology annotation, cellular component: plasma membrane; voltage-gated sodium channel complex; axon.
AUUUCACUCAAAUUUACGGACUUAUAUCCCGGAUAUGAUGGCAAGGCUUUGCAUGUAGUAUAUAUAGUUGUAUGGUGUAUAAUGAUUUAUGACCGUGCCUGUCAGCAUUUGAGACCCGCGUUCGGGGAUCUUCUGUCCGGUUCGUGUUACGGGAGUUUCCAUGAGAAAUAACAAAAUGACCCAGCACCCGAAGUACUUCAACACAGCCUCCAUUUGCGCUAUUUGUGUCUGUUUAUGUUCUUAUUUGUGUCGUGUUAUAUCAUCUGCCAUGUUAUCUGUGUUUGUUAUGCGCUACUGAUGUACACUGAAGAUUCUCACCAGUGCACUGUCGCAGGCCACGACUCAAAACAUCAGACUCAUCCGCGCAGUUGAGCAGCGCCGAAUCACAACUCACGUAAAGAAAUACCUCCGCACAUCACCUGCAGUAGCAAUUACAAACUGAGAUGGCGACAAAGAGGCCAAUCCUACGGACUGCCGCUUUAAAGCUUGGAAACUGCCAACUGUGAAGUCACCACUCGGACAGGAGCCUCAGGAUGAGAAGAUGGCAGCCAUACUGUUUCCACCGGGUCCUGACAGUCUACACCGGUUCACUCGUGAGUCCCUGGCUGGAAUCGAACAGCGGAUCGCUGAGGAACAGGCCCGGAAUGCCAAAAAGUAUCAGGAAGAUCUGGGCGACGUGGAGCCGCCCAAGUCCCGGGCCGACCUGGAGGCCGGCAAACAGCUCCCUCGAAUCUUUGGAGACAUUCCGUCGGAACUGGUGGGCGUCCCUCUGGAGGAUAUCGACUCGUUUUACUUCCAGAACAAAAAAACGUUUAUAGUACUGAACAAAGGGAAGGCCAUCUUCCGCUUUAGUGCCACUUCUGCACUCUAUAUCUUUAGUCCUUUUCAUCCUGUGAGAAGAGCAUCAAUAAGGAUUUUAGUACACUCUUUAUUCAGUCUUUUCAUUAUGUGCACUAUUUUGACCAACUGUUGUUUUAUGGCCAUGUCUGAACCAGCGCAGUGGGCCAAAUAUGUGGAAUACACUUUUACUGGCAUUUAUACGUUUGAGUCGUUGAUCAAAAUCCUGGCGAGGGGCUUCUGCAUCGGGCCCUUCACCUUCCUGAGGGACCCCUGGAACUGGCUGGACUUCAGCGUCAUUGUUAUGGCAUAUGUUACUGAGUUUGUGGACCUGGGCAAUGUCUCAGCGUUACGGACAUUCAGGGUUCUGCGAGCGCUGAAAACUAUCUCAGUCAUCCCAGGUCUGAAGACUAUCGUUGGUGCUCUGAUUCAGUCGGUGAAGAAGCUGGCUGACGUCAUGAUCCUCACCGUCUUCUGCCUCAGCGUGUUCGCUCUCAUCGGCCUGCAGCUCUUCAUGGGAAACCUGCGACAGAAAUGCGUCCGCAGCCCCGCGCACUGUCUCAACACCACCAUACCUUCAUAUUACAACAGCACUUUUAUCUGCAAUAACAGAACCUGGUCUUCUGUGGAGGAUUUCCUCACUAAUGAAGACAAUUACUUCAAAGUGGAAGGAGCUAAGGACGCCUUAAUAUGUGGAAACGCAAGUGAUGCUGGGAAAUGUCCGGAUGGUUUUGAAUGUAUGAAGACGGGCCGGAACCCAAACUACGGCUACACGAGUUUCGACACCUUCGGCUGGGCUUUUCUCUCGCUCUUCAGACUGAUGACUCAAGAUUACUGGGAAAACCUUUAUCAUCAUACUCUGCGGUCGGCGGGAAAAGCUUACAUGGUGUUUUUCGUGUUGGUGAUCUUUCUGGGAUCUUUCUAUCUGGUGAAUCUGAUUCUGGCUGUGGUGGCCAUGGCCUAUGAGGAGCAGAACCAGGCCACCAUCGCUGAAGCCCUCCAGAAAGAGCAAGAGUUUCAACAGGCUAUGGAACAGCUGAAGAAAGAGCAACAGAUGGCUCAGAAAGCACAGGAAACCGAAUCCAUCCUGACGGCAGACGUGUCGCCCUUCUCCUCACAGGACAACAGAGGGAAUCUGGACCGGAGGAAAAGCUCGAGGCCGAUGUCAGAGGGGACAGAAGACAGCAAAACAACAAAGCUGGACACUAUUGAGGGAAUGAAGCAAACACAUUCUCUGCUGGUCCGAACUCUCUCCCUGCGGGCCAGGCGUGAAAGUCAGGUCAGCAUCUUUAACUUCCGACCGCUGAACAAGGACUCCGAGCUGGAUUUCGCAGACGACGAGUUUAGCAAUCACGGAGACUCGGACAGCCGCGGCGGCUCGCUGGCUGUGCCCUGGAACCGGCGACGGACGAGCGCUCUGAGCACCUGCAGUCACGGCUCGCAGUUCUUCUUCCCCAGUCUGAACGGGAAGCUGUUCGUGGCCAUCGAUCAGAACGGAAUCUCCAGUCAGGGGCCGCUGUCUCCACUUCCAUCCUGCACCAUGGAGAAGGUCAAAGAGGAAAGUGGUCACAACUCCACCAAUGAGCUGAGCAGUAUGCUUCUGCCCCAGCUGCCCCAGGAGGGUCGAAACCGGACCCUGAGCGCCACCAGCUACAUCACUGAUGCCAUGGAAGAACUGGAGGAAGCUCAGCAGAGGUGUCACCCGUGCUGGUACGUGUUCGCUCACAAGUAUCUGGUGUGGACGUGUUCUCCCGGCUGGCUGAAACUGAAAGAAUGGAUGAAGUUUAUGGCGAUGGAUCCCUUCCUGGAUCUGGGCAUCACCAUCUGCAUCGUUCUCAACACGCUCUUCAUGGCACUGGAACAUUACCCCAUGACCGACGAGUUCAACAAGAUGCUGUCUGUGGGCAACCUGGUGUUCACUGGGAUCUUCACAGCAGAGAUGGUCCUGAAGAUCAUCGCUCUGGAUCCGUACUAUUAUUUUCAGCAGGGCUGGAACAUCUUUGACAGUCUGAUCGUCAGUCUGAGUCUGAUGGAGCUCGGUCUGUCCAACGUUGAGGGUCUGUCUGUCCUGCGCUCCUUCAGACUGCUGAGAGUUUUCAAGCUGGCCAAGUCAUGGCCGACGCUAAACACGCUGAUCAAGAUCAUCGGGAACUCUGUGGGAGCUCUGGGAAACCUCACGCUGGUGCUGGCCAUCAUCGUCUUCAUCUUCGCCGUGGUGGGCAUGCAGCUGUUCGGCAAGAACUACGAGUCGUGCGUGUGUAAGAUCUCGAAGGACUGCACUCUUCCCCGCUGGCACAUGAAGGAUUUCUUCCACUCGUUCCUCAUCGUGUUCAGGGUUCUGUGUGGCGAGUGGAUUGAGACCAUGUGGGACUGCAUGGAGGUCGCUGGUCAGCCGCUCUGCAUCCUGGUCUUCAUGUUGGUCAUGGUGAUCGGGAACCUUGUGGUGUUGAAUCUGUUCUUGGCCCUGCUCCUGAGCUCCUUCAGCGCAGAUAACCUCUCAGCUCCGGACGAAGACGGCGAGAUGAACAACCUGCAGAUCGCCAUCGCUCGCAUCCAGCGCGGGAUCCUGUGGCUGCGACAGGCCCUCUGCGACUUCUUCAACGGGAACUUCAAACGCCGGCGGCAGAAAGCCAAGGAGGCUAAAGCCAUGCUGAAGCUCAAGCGUCUCAGCCAGCAGCCGCACUGGGCGGAGGGAAACGGGACGGUCAUCGAGCGCAGCGGUGAGGACGACAGCUACAUGACAAACCCAAACCUCACCAUCAGCGUGCCCAUCGCGCCUGGAGAGUCAGACGUGGAGUCUCCUGAGGAAGAGGAGGAGGAGGAGGAGGAAGAUGAUGCCAGCGAGAGCUCAGGGGAGGAGAGGGAGGAGCCUAAACCAAGCGACGACACCAGCCUAUCAGAAGGCAGCACGAUUGACGUCAGGAAACCCGGCGAGGAGGAGGACCAAUAUUCUGAGAUGGCCGAAGAAACCAUGGAUCCAGAAAACUGCUUUCCUGACGUGUGUGUUCGGCGGUUUAAGUGCUGUGACAUCAAUACGUCCGAGGGCUUGGGCCGAGCCUGGUGGCGUCUGAGGAAGACGUGUUAUCAGAUCGUGGAGCACAGCUGGUUUGAGACCUUCAUCAUCUUCAUGAUCCUCCUCAGCAGCGGAGCUCUGGCGUUUGAAGACAUCUACAUUGAACAGAGGAAAGUGGUGAAAGUGAUCCUUGAAUACGCAGAUAAAAUCUUCACCUACAUCUUUAUCUUGGAAAUGACUUUGAAGUGGAUCGCUUACGGCUUCAGGAAAUAUUUCACCAACUACUGGUGCUGGCUGGACUUUCUCAUCGUGGAUGUGUCACUAGUCAGCCUCGUAGCAAACACGCUCGGAUACUCCGACUUCACUGCCAUCAAAUCACUCAGAACACUCAGAGCCCUCAGACCCCUGAGAGCGCUGUCCAGAUUUGAAGGCAUGAGGGUGGUGGUUAACGCUUUGAUCGGGGCCAUACCGUCCAUCAUGAACGUGCUGCUGGUGUGUCUGAUCUUCUGGCUCAUCUUCAGCAUCAUGGGUGUCAACCUGUUCGCCGGCAAGUUCGGCCGCUGCGUCAACCGGACGGGUUUCAUCUACAACUCCUCAUACAUCAACAACAAGACGGAGUGUCUGGCCAUGAACAGCACGCUGUACUACUGGAGUAAAGUCAAAGUCAACUUCGACAACGUGGCCGCCGGGUACCUCGCGCUGCUUCAAGUGGCCACUUUUAAGGGCUGGAUGGAGAUCAUGUACGCGGCGGUCGACUCACGAUCUGUGGAGGAACAGCCCAUUAAAGAGAACAGUCUGUACAUGUAUCUCUACUUCGUCAUCUUCAUCAUCUUUGGCUCUUUCUUCACUCUAAAUCUCUUCAUCGGUGUCAUCAUCGACAAUUUCAACCAGCAGAAGCGAAAGUUAGGAGGUCAGGACAUCUUCAUGACGGAAGAACAGAAGAAAUAUUAUAACGCUAUGAAGAAGCUCGGAUCCAAGAAACCACAGAAACCCAUUCCACGACCUUUGAACACACUUCAGGGAUUUUUAUUUGACCUGGUCUCCAAACAAGCGUUUGACAUCAUCAUAAUGCUCCUCAUCAUCCUCAACAUGGUGACCAUGAUGGUGGAAACGGACGAGCAGUCUCCAGGCAUCGAGUUCAUUCUCUACUACAUCAACCUGGCCUUCAUCGUCGUCUUCACCAGUGAGUGCAUCCUUAAAAUCCUCGCCCUGCGCUGUUACUACUUCACCGUCAGCUGGAACAUCUUUGACUUCGUGGUUGUCAUUCUGUCUAUUGUGGGUGUCGUUCUCGCCGACAUCAUUGAGAAAUAUUUCGUGUCGCCCACUCUGUUUCGAGUCAUCCGCUUAGCUCGGAUCGGCCGGAUCCUUCGACUCAUCCGAGGGGCCAAAGGAAUCCGAACGCUGCUCUUCGCCUUGAUGAUGUCAUUGCCGGCGCUGUUCAACAUCGGCCUCCUGCUCUUCCUUGUCAUGUUCAUCUACGCCAUCUUCGGCAUGGCCAACUUCGCCUACGUCAAGAAGCAGGGUGGCAUUGACGACAUGUUCAACUUCGAGACGUUCGGCAACAGCAUGAUCUGUCUGUUCCAGAUCACCACCUCCGCCGGCUGGGACAACCUGCUGAGCCCCAUACUGAACAACUCACCGGAGGAGUGCGACCCGGAUAUCCCCCACAUCGGCACGAACACCCGGGGCAACUGCGGCAAUCCUUCGGUGGGCAUCACGUUUUUUGUCACCUACAUCAUCAUUUCCUUCCUCAUCGUGGUCAAUAUGUACAUCGCCAUUAUUUUGGAGAAUUUCAGCGUGGCUACGGAGGAGAGCACGGAACCAUUGAGCGAGGAUGACUUCGAGAUGUUCUAUGAGGUUUGGGAGAAGUUCGACCCCGAGGCCACGCAGUUCAUAGAGUACUCCAAACUCUCGGACUUCGCCGACACACUUUCGGAGCCGCUGCGCAUCGCCAAGCCCAAUAAAAUCAAACUCAUUUCCAUGGACCUGCCCAUGGUGAGCGGAGACAAGAUUCACUGUCUGGACAUCUUAUUCGCCUUCACCAAACGCGUGCUGGGCGAGUCGGGCGAGAUGGAUGCUUUGAAACAGCAGAUGGAGGAGAAGUUCAUGAUGGCCAACCCAUCCAAGAUCUCAUACGAGCCCAUCACCACCACCCUGAGGAGGAAACAAGAGGAGGUGUCGGCCCUCAUAAUCCAAAGAGCGUACAGAAGACAUCUGAUGAGGCGGCAGCUGAAACGAGCCUCGUUACUCUACCGUCAGAUCAACAUGUCCGACUCCGCCAAAUAUGAUGGCGACAGCGUGCCAGAGGACGAGGGACUCGUGGCCUGUAUGAUCCAGGGGAACUACGGACCCGAGAUCACCCAGACGCUGUCGGCGACGUCUUCCCCCCCGUCGUAUGACAGCGUAACGCGGGCCACGAGCGAACUUUUCCAAGCUCUGAUCCCCCAAAACACGGACCUCAGUGAAACCUUGCCCUCUCCGGACAGAGACCGGCAGUCGUUUCUGUGACCAUUUGGAGGCGUUUUCUCUUUGAUUUACCGAAUGUAACAUAGAUGAAAAUACACACAGGGUUUUUGUAGGAACUCUUUGAUUUCUCUUGUGGUUCACUGUUUUUGUUUGAACCGACAAGAGAUUUCUGCACACGCUCACAGUUUGAAUGCAUGAGUGAGAUCCCUAGAGAUUAUUAUAUCAAAUAUUAGACUGAAAGAAACACAUUUUAUCAUUAAAGGUCUUACUUCAGUUGGUGUGAAUCCUUUUCACAACAGGUUUGAUGUAGAAGACAUCAGAAGUGUAAAUCUAGUGGUGUGUGUUGAUUUGGGAACGCAUGACGAAUACCUCUUUCUACGUGUCACUAGCGAUGACAAGCAGCAAAAACGCCGCUUUCCUCUUUGACACUUGUUUGCUCUUUCUGUUUGCUUUUUUUGUUCAUGUCCCAGGUACAACACACAGUGGGUUUCUAUUAAAACAAUCGCUCAGUGUCACUUCAAGGUGCAGUUACUAGUAAAAGACAAUCAGACGCGAUGGCACCGGAGCUUAAAAUCUGUCUUUACUAACUUCUAGCGAGAGAUCAUUUUCACGCCAUGGGUUUCUAUUGUGAAGUAUUUCUUUUGCAUGUUAUAAAACUGCAUGGUAUGGAGAGGCGACCACGAGAAAGACCUUCUUUUUAAAGAUGAAAACAGUUGUUUUGCACACGUAUACGUUCAGCAAUAAUUUGCUACGUUUAGGUAUAAAUGAUAACUAUGAUAUUUAUUGGAUUUAAAAAAAACGUGUCAAGGUUUCUACUGUAACGGCUUUGGGCUUUUAUUACUGGUGAAGAGCACAUGUGAUUUUCUAUUUCAGAUGUACGGUGAACGCACAGCUGGCAGGUUCGGUGAAGGGCUGUUUUAUGUAGCAAUAGUUCCCAAGUGUGCCUGAUAGAACUACAAUCCUGUGUUUAUCAUUCCACUUUCAUUUCACGUCUUCGUGACGCAUUGCAUUGCAAACCGAGACGUUCCCUUGGCUGACGAGUCAUGACAUCAUCACUUUAUGUCCCAUUCAGAGCUGUUUCAGUUUCAUGUGAUGAUGAUGAGAGAUUCUGCCAAAAAGUGCUGUAGUUAUUUUCUUUACAUACUCCCAAAAAUGAACAUUCUGUCAUCAUUUCUUCAUCCUCACGUCAUGUCAAACCUGUAUGAGUUUUUUUCUUUUUCAGAACACAGCAGAAGAUAUUUUGAAGAAUGUUGAUCAUCAAACAACACUGAACUCCAUUGACUUCCAUUGUAUGAACACAAAACCACUGAGACGUUUCUCAAAAUAUCUUUUUUUCUGUUUCACUGACAUGACAGUGAAUAAAUGAGGAGAGAAUUGUGAUUUUAGGUGACCUAUCGCUUUAAGGAAACGUAAAGAUUGCAUUUAAAGCGUUUUAGAUAAAAAUUUGGGCAGAAACUGAUUCCUGUAGUCGUUUUAAAGAGCCGAUGGUCCAGUCUAACAUCAGUAGACUCAAAUGUGCUGCUAGCAAACCUCUGGAGUCCAGUCCAGACACAUCCAUCAGUUUUACAUCAGCAAAGUGAUUUCAAUCCACUUUGAAAGCAGCAAUAAUACCCAUCAAAUCAUUGUAAAGAAUAUUUCAUUAGGACUGAAGGUCUCGUGUGUGUGUGUUUAGUGAGACGGCCGCGUGUCAGGUAACAGACUGGUGUGUAAAUAAGUAUCAGAUAUCCUUGUGUAGAUUUACGCAGAUAAGAUGUGCAGCUCACCUGUAAUUUACAGGAACCUGACACACGCGAGCCAAACACAAAAGUCACAGCUAGAACACACUGUGUCCUGUUGAACGUCUGACAGAAUUUUUGUGCAUGAUGUUUAUGACUCGACCCCAUCUUCCACUCCUGCCUUCAGGUUUGCUGGCUUCACAUUCAAUGAUUGACAUGAGAUGCACAUCAGUGGACCGGACGUCUGUUAGUCCUGGGGCCUCGUUUAUAAAACGCGCAUGCGCACAGAUUUGAUGGUAAAGCGCACGCAACGGCCAAGUAAACGGUAUUUAGCGCCACGUCAGGGUCUGAGCAGACGUAACGUUACACACUUUUGCUUGUCCGAGUGCUGCAGGUUUUGGGAUAUAUACUGUAUGUCAUUCUUGCCUCUUGUAUAGGAUUUGGACGGUGACAGGUGCUCUUUCAUAUAUCGAUGACAUUAUUAAAAGGCGGAAAUCUGAAACUGUUCAGCUGCGCGCCAUUUCACGAUCAUUUGCGGUUUGCAACACGGUCUCACGGGAAUCUAAUCUAUUUAUUCGUGUUUACUGACACGAAUUUAUCCCUUUUUUCGUGUCUGCCAGCACGACUUUCAAUCUAAUGUAUUAUAAAAUGCGCUCUCUUUCCUAUUUAUAAAUAUAUAUCAACGCAAUCUGAAGGGAAUUCAUACCUAUUUUACAAGGUGGCUCAUUCGUGUGAAUUCCUAUGAUCUCUUUUUUAUUUUUAUACUUUAUUUCAAACAUUAUACAUACAUAUAACAUCAGGGAAAGAAGACUUCACAUGUCAUAGACAGUGAACAAUAAUAUCAAAUCUUGGCUUUGCGUGCAUUAAAGUAUAUACCUGUAUACUCAAGAUAAAAGAAAAACACAAAGAUAGAUCUAAGUCAUAUUUGUAUUUCCUAGGAUCUCAUUGGUAUAUUUUGACUUUUCCCUGACGUCAGGUUUAGGGGAGCCAUUUAUCGUCGCCACCUCGUGAAACUCGCGUUUUUAGCAAUGUUUAGCCUUUGCGGCUGUGAUUUUAGGGUUUGGAGUGAAGUAAGGUGUUAGUCAGCCACAUCCUACAAUACGUACAACUUGCUUUGAUAUCAGGUUAUAAAUGUAAAUACACACGCAGUCUGUGCAUUGAAAGUCGUGCUGAGUGACAUUAAAAAAGGUCGUGCUCACUGACACGAAAAAAUGGGGAUAUUCGUGUCCAUGAACACGCAAUAAUAGAUCCCAAAAUGUCGUGUCUAUGCCACGAACUGCGGUGAGACUGGGAUUUACAGAUUUCACCUCUGAUAGAGAGGCGUACACGCGUUUUCUGUGCGUUAGUUCCUUCUAUGAAUCACACGUAGCCUACGUACUAAAAACAUUUUACAAAUGAGGCCCCUGCUGUCUGUAUGAACAUUUGAUACACAAACUUAUUCAUUUCCCACAUUAAAAAUACUGCUGUAUUUACUAUAGUAAACUGUUGUGUUUACUUUCAUAUUUACUACGGGGAGGUUCGAACACACUAUAGUAUCUAUGAAUUUGACUACAGUUCACUAUCGUAAAUAACACUUCGUGUGGGAAAUAUGCCGUCUGUUCUGGUCUACCUAUUCCAAUAAAAUAUUCCAAUGGCACUUCAUUUGGGUUCUGUUGGGUAAAAACUAAAUGUAAAUUAAUGACUGUCAAUCAAUAGCAAAACCAACUAUAUUAGGGAUGCUGCAGGGUCACAUUUGUGAAGACAUGAAGGUGAACUUCUAGCUUUCUUCCGCUGAAGUUGAACAAGAUUUACAGUCGCCAUCAAAUCAAAACUGACAGGAUUCAUUUUUCUCAUAUGCAGUUCAGUCCCCAUUUCUCAUCAGAGCAUGUAUUUACAAAGUCAACACGAAUCUUUAUUCAUGUUUUAUCAAAAUGUAAGAUGUCAUUCCACUUCUAGAAACGGUUUCUUGUUUUAUUUGUCAACCCUGUUAAACAGGUUUAGCUCUCACCAUCCUACCGCCGUCUGAUGAAACCAGUUCAAGUUCUGUUAAAUGUGUCGUGAACACCCUUCACGUUGACUUAAAUCAAAGAAAGAUAAGCGAUAAAACAGAUAUUUCUCUAAAAGAUCAAUAACAUUAGCGAGUGGUGUGCGAUGCCUUUGAUUUCAACUUUUGCACAGGAGACGAGCCAUACGUCUUUAGUGAGAAGGUUUCAGCCUUAUUUGCGUGCGAAAUGUGUUGCUUCUGUUGUAGUUGUGCUGACGUGAUUCUUUCAGAUGGCUGCAGAGCAGAUUUACUCAGACGUUCAGACAGGCGACGUGCGACCCCCUUCUGCUCGACUCUCAAACCAGAGAGUCUCUCCGCUCUACUCUCAGAACAAAGCACACAGACUCUGUUCCAAAAACCUCACCGAGCUCCUUACGUCAACCCACCAGACUCGACCCCGUUUUAUCUACUAAAUUCUCUCAAGUGCAUAAAAAUCAUAUCUACAGCUGUUUUAAUAAAACCACAUUUCUUAUACUUCUUCAUCUCUGAUGAAUUGCUUUAUUUUUUUCACUCUCGUAAAACACUUUGGAUUAAAGCGUCUGCGUACAUGUAAAUCUUGGAUUUUGCGCACAGAGCUUGUCACAAUAUUUUUGAAGAAAUUGCACAUGCAGUGCCGUCUUUGCAUCCAAGAUGUCUACAUAGCCAGCUCACAAAAAGUCAAAACAGAGCUUACAGCAACACAAAAAGUAAUUUUACUCCUUUCAAGACAAAAGAUGAAGUAACACAUGCAAAACGUUUGAAUCAAAUCUUGUAAUAAUGAGAUGACGAUGCUUUAUGGCUGAACCUCAUAUAUUGUUAGGUGAAAACAUGAAGAAACGAGUCCAAAUGUUUUACAAGCCAACAAACAUGCCAAAAGAGCCCUCUUUGUGAAAGACAUUCAGUUUUGCAGAGAUUUUUGAAUACUGAGACACUGACUGUCAUUCUGAAGAAUCUCACACAUAUUUAUAAAGCAAAUGUCUUUUUGCCACCCGUUUUCUUUCUUUCUUUCUUUCUUUCUUUCUUUCUUUCUUUCUUUCUUUCUUUCUUUCUUUCUUUCUUUCUUUCUUUCUUUCUUUCUUUCUUUCUUUCUUUCUUUCUUUCUUUCUUUCUUUCUUUCUUUCUUUCUUUCUUUCUUUCUUUCUUUCUUUCUUUUUGUUGUGCAUUGAUGGUAAAGUUGUGAAUGAAUGUGAUUCAUGCAGUAUGUAUUUUAUCACCCACAGUGAAGCACAGGGACAUUUUCUAUUUACUGUUUGUUUCAAAACAAAAUACUCAUUUGUGCGAUACAAGAGCAUUUGUCAGAUAUGGUAAUUAAAAGGCAUAUUUUAUCUAUGCUUUCUAUAUAAAUAUAUAUAUAUAUAGAUGUAUGUAUUGUACAAAUCUCAUUUAUCUUGAAGCGAGUGUAUUUUAUAAGGUAGAAUUUGCUGUAUUUACCUGCUGUUUUUUAUUUCCACUUUUUUUGUAAGAAACAAAAGUCCAACCCUCACCUUGUAGGGGAUUUGUGCUCCGUGUGAUGCGAGGUGCAAGGACAGUGCGUUUGAAGACAGCUGGUCUGGGAUCAGGUUUCCCGAGGUUAAAAUCUGAACUAGUAGCCAGUAUAGAUGACCAAACAGAUCCUGGGUCAGUUUCUCUUCCGAGUCAGAGGAUCAUCAGACACUUCACCCAUCGAGAGAGAACAUUUGGUGUCUGUUGAUGUCUUUCAUCUCGACACGUCAGGGCUUGCAUGCAGCGGCACUGCGGCACUACACUUCUCUCUCAGCGAGCGUUCAGAUUGUACAUUUAUUCCUUCAUUUGUUUGCUAGUUUGUGAAUGAGAAAUGGACGGUUGUCCGCUGUAGUUCUCGUGAUGAGGACGUGUUAUGUGUUGUAAAGGAAUUCCCACUUCUUGAGACAGCGUUGUUGCCAAUUAGAUCAUCAUGUACAUCAAUAGUCAAAUAAACAAUAGGAUUAAUUCUCGUGGUGACUUUGUCUUUCUCUU